UACUGCAGCAAAACAGCUGAAGCGCUGGAAGAUCGCUUGGCCGUCGUCUCUCCCUACCACUGGAAACGAAGCGAACUGUACACACAACUUCCCUUCAAGAUCAUCGCGUCCGCUACAACAGUCAGCAGUGGUGCUUUUACUAGCUAGAAGGGUGCGUAAGCGAUUUGUGCGUAAAAGGGCACAGCAGUGAGGUACAGCACACAGGGGAUUGGCAGCUGUUCUAGGGAUAGCCAACACUUACCCAAUACGUCACAUGGGCACGCGGAGCUGAGAUUGAUUAAGGCGCAAGGACAGGAAGCAGCGUGUGUGUGUUGUGUGUUGUGAAGAGAAGAGUGAGGAAAAAAAAUACGUAAACAUCGGCGUACUACGAUUGCACGCGGUUUUUGCGCGACCGUAAAGAGGCAAGCGAGGAGGACCCGCUUCGUCGAUGAACCCCGCCGCGAUAGUGGCUGUGCUGUGUGUGUGGUUGGCAUCGUCGUGUAAGGUGCGCUUCCUGCGGGUGUAAGCUCACACACCACCCCCCGUGGGAAAUAGAGCCGAGCUGGCGGCCUGGCGGAGACGGGGACGGGGACAGUUCAUUUAAUUAAAUUAGCAUCGGCAUAGGCAAUCGUGCCUCGCAACCACGCGCACACACACACACACUCGGAGUGUAAGGAAUCAUCCUCUAAGCGGCAUCAUGAACUCGAAGCCAGCGGCACCACCGCCAAACGGGGCCGCGGUGCAGCAGCCACACAUCCCGUACAACAUCGACUGGAUAUUCCCGAGGCUGCGGCGUCCCAAUCGGCUGUGGCACAUUGCCAGUACGGGUGUGAUUGGUUUGGUGGGAUUCUUCUCCAAAAUCGUCAUCGUCUGGCUGAACAAAGCACGCGUCCACAACAUCGACGUCCUGGAGAAUGCGCUCGAGAACCGGCCGAAAGGGAAGUCGCUGCUGACCGUCUCCAAUCAUCACUCGUGCUUCGAUGAUCCAGGCAUAUGGGGACUACUAGACAGGCGGCUGCUAAAGCUGCGCAAUGUUUGCAACAAAAACGUCAUCCGAUGGUCAAUGGCGGCGCACGACAUUUGCUUCACCUGCAAGGCGCACUCGCUGUUCUUCAUGUACGGGAAGUGCAUACCGGUGGUGCGGGGCGGCGGCGUGUACCAGCCGGCGGUGGAUCUGUGCAUCGAGAAGCUGAAGCUUGGCGACUGGGUGCAUGUGUUUCCCGAGGGGAAAGUUAACAUGACUAAAGAGGAUCUCAGGUUCAAGUGGGGCGUCGGGCGAAUAAUUUACGAAGCACCCGACCUGCCCAUCAUCAUCCCGAUCUGGCACAUCGGCAUGGACGACGUGCUGCCGAACGAACCGCCUUACUACCUCCGGAUGGGCAAGAAGCUAACGUACAACUUCGGCAAUCCGAUCGACCUAAGCGCUCUUAUGGAACGGUUACGCUCGUCGCCGGUGAGCGAAGAGGAGGCGCGAAAGCAAAUUACCGACCGUAUCCAGGAGGAGAUGAUGCUACUUAAACAAGAAACCGAACGGCUGCACUCGGAGUACGUGAAAAGCUGAGCCCGAGCUGGGACCGGCUAGCGCGGGUUGGACCAAACACUAAACAAGCGUCAACGGGAACGGGAACGGGAACGAGAUCGGCAAGCGUCUUCCACAGACCUUCAUGACCAAGACCUUACCCCUUUUUCACACAUACACAGACACACCAGCGGCCGUUGCUUUACUACACCGUUUGUGUGUGUGUGGUGUUGCUUAACUUUCAUCAAAACCUUUUAGAAUAAUUACCGAUAGAUUAGGCGUUACUACAGUUCGUUGUCCGGGGCGUUUCAGAUUCGGAGAUUCAGAGUUAAAGUGCAUUUUAGCGUUACGAUGUGAGCCUGCAGCGGAGCUAUUGCGUGUAGAACUCGUUGCCCGGAAAUCUAGUCAAAUAGAACACCAGAAGAUGCUAUCCUACCAAUAUUCCGUUCAGCGGUACACACGAGGUCGCCACGUGAGGCAGGAGAAAGUAAGGAGGAGAGUAUAAGAGAGAGGAAGAGAUCAUGUGAAUCGGUUUCCGCGAUAAGAAAAGAUCUCGGCGUUAGAUUGACGUUAGGGGACGCCGCGACCCUUGACCUGACUAUGACGGUUGUGUUGCCGCGUACACGCGUGCUUCGAGACACGAGCGAGGCACUGAGGUGUAAAACCCGUCCACCUCGUCCAUAUUGAGUAUUUUCUAUUCUUAGUUUUUAACACAUUCACACACAUACUAGCUUUCGAUUACAGCGAUAAGAGUUUGCAAACUACGACCUACGAUGACGACGUUACGGAGCCCGUCCGUUGUGUAGUAGUGCGCAAGCAUGCUUACGUUUAGCGCGAACGGUUCCGCGGUUUUUGACACGCUCCUUAAGGAAUAAAUACGGAAAUGGAUUAAAAAAAGAAGGAAAACGAACAAAUUCAA
Messenger RNA from Anopheles arabiensis, 2417 nucleotides. It is a transcript of the gene Taz, whose product is annotated as tafazzin homolog. Bases 677 to 1540 code for a protein of 287 amino acids. Lineage: Eukaryota; Metazoa; Arthropoda; Insecta; Diptera; Culicidae. Gene Ontology annotation, molecular function: 1-acylglycerophosphocholine O-acyltransferase activity. The record is from RefSeq and is a predicted model, not a curated record. Gene Ontology annotation, cellular component: mitochondrial membrane. Gene Ontology annotation, biological process: cardiolipin acyl-chain remodeling; inner mitochondrial membrane organization. The transcript is spliced from 7 exons.